AUGUUCCCUAGUGAGUUGAUCUUUUGUGCCGUGUUGCUAUUAUCACCGGUGAUACAUGGCAAUGAACAAACGCUCCCCUACGACCGGACAUCGAUAGAAGAUUGUGGGCUACGGUUCUACAAACAAACAUUUACCAAGGUAGCAUUUCCUGCAGGAGGACAACCUGUGUUAUUGCGCGAGUUUGCCCAUAUUGCGGCGAUUGGAUGGAUCAAUAACGGUAGCAAACGUUGGCUCUGUGCUGGAUCAUUGAUCUGGGAAAACUUCAUCCUUACUGCGGCGCAUUGUGCAGCCGACGAGAACAAUAAUCCUCCAGACAUCGCUCGGUUUGGCGAUAUCAACAUCAACAGCGACGGUGAUGACGAAUUUGCUCAGGAAUUGGAGAUCGUUGCAAUCAUCCGUCAUCCCCAACAUCGGUUUAGUUCGACCUAUUACGAUAUUGCGCUGAUGCAGCUGGAGAGGGGUGUUGUAGUUACGGACACUGUUGCACCGACCUGCCUGUGGUUGGAUGAUGAGAUACGCUUCCCGAAACUGUUAGCAGCCGGUUGGGGUAGAACCGGAGUUGGUGAGGAACAAACAGACAUCCUGCUGAAGGUGGAACUAGCCCUAGUAAGUAACGAGAAUUGUUCCAAUUAUUAUGCUGGAGGCGAUCGCUCUUUACGGGACGGACUUAUGGAUCAUCAACUUUGUGCAGGUGAUGAAAAGAUGGAUACAUGUCCGGGAGACUCCGGUGGGCCACUUCACGUGAAGCUUUUUGAUGGCUGGAAACUGAUCCCGUUUCUAGUUGGAGUGACAUCCUUUGGAAAGGCUUGUGGUUUAUCUGUGCCAGGUGUAUAUGUAAAGGUGUCCUCGUUCGGGGAUUGGAUAAUUGAAACUCUUCAGCAGCAUGGAGAACACGUUUCGGACUACCAUUUCCAGCCAACAGUUUGUACUAAUCGCUAUCAAAAGUUUCGAGAGUACAAGCCAGAUGUUGUGACUGUGGACCACGGUGUAGAAAUGGUUGAUUGGCAUAAUAUAUACGUAGCCUAUGAAGGUAGUGACUAUAUCGUAAACUUUGGAUGGCCAAUUACGACUGGCCCAGUGGAUAGCGAUUGCUUUGGAACGCUGGUUGAACCUAACGUUGUGGUGACGUUGGCGGAAUGCAUACUAAGUACUGAGUCAUUGCCAACGCAAAUUAUUCUGACAGAUGCGAACAUAGUAGACAUCGCGGAAAUCGUCGUGCACCCCUUGUACAAUUCGUCCUCCAACCCGUACUACAACAACAUCGCUGUGGUGAAACUGAAAACAUUCGCAAAAAUACUACCAUACUGUGUGUGGUAUGGUGAAUCCAUUCCGGACCGACAGUUAUUAGUUACAGGAUAUACACUGUCAACAUUCCUUUUUCUGAUAGAACUUCAUUACAGCAAGUUAAUUACUCGUGUCUGGAAGCAGUCGCAGGACCAGUGUAACCUGCCUCGACAAUAUUCUGAGCGUCUUCCACAGGGUUUGCUGAGCGAGCAUAUAUGUUACGAGAAUCAGCCAUUCUUUGUCCCUGGUGGGUGCAUUUCAUUACCAGGGAGUCCAAUCGAAAGGAAUGGUGGUAAAUAUAUUUACAUCGAUGGGAUUCAUUUGUUUGGACGCGACUGUGGAUACGGAGAACCGGCGGUCGGUGUGCGAUUGAGUGCACAUAAGGCGUGGCUGGAAUCGGUGUUGCUUCCCCAACCGCAGAGAAGCGAAGCGUUGGUGCACGUUGAUCCAGAUUUAGAUGUGUCAGACACAUGCAGGUAUGCUGAUCGCACUACUGGAACUUGCACUCCUCAGCAAAAUUGUCCAGCUAUUCAUACACGUGUACAAAACAAGCAACAGCUAUUGUUCUGUAAACGUACAUCUGUUGUAUGUUGUCCCGAGAAAGCUACCAACCUGGAGACUACGGCUAUAGAAAGGGAAUUCAAUGAAUGUGAAGAGCGAUAUAGACACCUCAGGACAAACCGACAGGAAAAUACAACACAUAUCGUGGAGAUAGGAUGGCAAGAGACAGACAAAGUAAAGUACGACUGUUACGGAUACUUGAUCAGCACUCGGGGUGUUGUUACUUCUGCAUCUUGUGUACUAGAAAAGACCAAACUGCCAAAUCUAGUACGAUUGGGAGGCCUGGGAUUCUUCGGCGGUUCUCAAACAAUUCGAAUCGAGAAAGUAGAAACAUACCCAAACUACAACAAAACCAUUCAAGAGAAGAACAUCGCAAUAGUGAAGCUCUCAUCGCCCGUUGAACCAACGCAGAACGCAUAUCCGGGAUGCUUGUGGCAGAAUGUCAGCCACUCACCUUUGAUACAACAAGUGUUGGAUUUUGCGUCCAUGUACAACGAUCCCAUUCAUCCGAUGUAUAAAAGUGAUUGUGAAAUUAUUUUAAAUCGAUCAUUCGACCAACCGGAAUCGAUUUGCAUGAAUCCCGGAGUGCAGUCGUAUAAUAAUGAUCUAUACCAUUUUGACUUACAGUUAAAUUUUAGUCGUAAUAAUGAGGAUUUUAUAUAUGAUCGCUGCUAUUCCCCUGGAAGUCCGAUCGUAUGGAAGCAUGUUAGUGAUGAAGAUGUUUACGUCGAAUAUCUGGUGAAUGUUUACAGCCACGGAAGUUGCGAUUCCCUCACCCCGCGCAUAGUCAACCGAAUGGCAGCAUACAUUGAUUGGUUCAAGAAAGUUUUAUGA
This is a messenger RNA of Anopheles maculipalpis, 2679 nucleotides long. RefSeq lists its product as uncharacterized. Gene Ontology annotation, molecular function: serine-type endopeptidase activity. Bases 1 to 2679 code for a protein of 892 amino acids. The transcript has 11 exons. Gene Ontology annotation, biological process: proteolysis. The record is from RefSeq and is a predicted model, not a curated record. NCBI's taxonomy places the organism in Eukaryota, Metazoa, Arthropoda, Insecta, Diptera, Culicidae.